CGUAAGCUCUGGCCCCGGUCGCCCGGCUGUCAAGAUGGCGGCCCCCAGGAGCUGUGGUCUAUGGAGUUACGCCCGCGCGAUGAGGAGCUACAGGUUCUCAGGGCUUCGUAGUUCCUGGCCCGGGAGCCUGCUGAGCCCCCGCCUUUUGUCCCAAGAGAAGCGAGCACCGGAAACGCACUUUGGGUUUGAGACUGUGUCGGAAGAGGAGAAAGGGGGCAAAGUCUAUCAGGUGUUUGAAAGUGUGGCCAAGAAGUAUGAUGUAAUGAAUGAUAUGAUGAGUCUUGGUAUCCAUCGUGUUUGGAAGGAUUUGUUGCUCAGGAAGAUGCACCCAUUACCUGGGACCCAACUGCUCGAUGUUGCUGGAGGCACAGGUGACAUUGCAUUCCGGUUCCUUAAUUAUGUUCAGGCACAGUAUCAGGGAAAGCAGAAGAGGAAGUUAAGAGCCCAACAAAAUUUAUCCUGGGAAGAAAUUGCUAAAAAGUACCAGAAUGAAGAAGAUUCUCUGGGCGGCUCCCGUGUCAUGGUCUGUGACAUCAACAGGGAGAUGCUAAAGAUUGGAAAACAGAAAGCGUUUGACCGAGGCUACAAAGCUGGACUUGCAUGGGUACUGGGAGAUGCUGAAGAACUGCCCUUUGAUGAUGACAAGUUUGAUGUUUACACCAUUGCCUUUGGGAUCCGGAAUGUCACACACAUUGAUCAGGCUCUCCAAGAAGCCCAUCGGGUCCUGAAACCAGGAGGGCGGUUUCUCUGUCUGGAGUUUAGCCAAGUAAACAAUCCCCUCAUAUCCAGGCUUUAUGAUCUAUAUAGCUUUCAGGUCAUUCCUGUACUGGGAGAGGUUGUUGCAGGAGACUGGAAGUCCUAUCAGUACCUUGUAGAGAGCAUUCGAAAGUUCCCAUCACAGGAAGAAUUCAAGGAGAUGAUAGAAGAUGCAGGUUUUCAGAAAGUGACAUAUGAAAGUCUAACUUCAGGCAUUGUGGCCAUUCAUUCUGGCUUCAAACUUUAACUCCUUUUCUAUCCUGGAACAUGAACCAGUCAUGCCUGUUAAAUGCUUGGAGCUGAAGAAUAAUCUGACUGAUGAGGCAGCAGCUGAGCAACUUAAGGAUAAGUACCCUGGACUCAAGUUCUGAAUCAACCAGUCUCAAAGAGGAAGAAACCAAUUCUGUCAUUUUCUGCAGCUUUCAUUAGGAGCUGCUUGGGCCUUCUCCCAAAGGCAUUGGUCAGUUGUUUGGUUCAACUCCUGCCAACUUCUCUUAGCUAUGCAUUGUUGGAUUCAGGUAAAACUAGCACUGAGCACUAAAGCACAGUUUUGAGGUACAUUUGUAGCUUUCUAACAGUGCUGCCUCCCAAAGGAAGGAUCAUUUGAACCCAAUGAUGAUUUUGAGUCAGAAAGCUUAAUUGCACCUGAAUCAUCUUUCAGCCUAGGACUGAAUCUAGGGCCAGAAGCCAAAGCCCCAAUCAAAAGGCUAACAAUCAACACUCGAAUUCUGGGCCCUAGGUAUAUAGCACAGUGGCAGACUUUGUGCUUGGCACUUGUGAGACUCUAAGCUCUAUGCUCAUCAUUCCCCCCACCAAAAAAAACCAAAAAACAAAAAACCUUGAAUUGUAUGUUGAACCAGUAAAUCAGUUACAAUUUGAAUGAUUAGGAAAAUA
Molecule: messenger RNA, 1650 nt
Organism: Ictidomys tridecemlineatus (thirteen-lined ground squirrel)
Lineage: Eukaryota; Metazoa; Chordata; Mammalia; Rodentia; Sciuridae
Gene: Coq5
Product: coenzyme Q5, methyltransferase
Biological process (GO): ubiquinone biosynthetic process
Molecular function (GO): 2-methoxy-6-polyprenyl-1,4-benzoquinol methyltransferase activity
Source: RefSeq, a predicted model, not a curated record